AUGGCUCCUCCUGAAUCUCGUGAUCCUUCAAUCCAGAAGACGAAGUCUUCGAAGCAGAGAAAAUCACUUUUUCGUCCUCCGUCGCUCAAGCUUCGAAUGAAACCCUUUGGUAUAGAAGCAAAAGUCACAGCUGUUCGGGGUAGUGUUUCAACUCCAUCGAGUCCCACAAUUGAUAAAGACCUACCAAAGGACAUACCGAAAGACCUGCCGAAAGACCUGCCGAAAGACCUGCCGACAAUGCCAGCGCAGAUCGCGGACACCACCCAUGGCCCGUCUGGAACGACCCCAGAGCCCCCUGCUAACCACAUGGCAACCGAGACUAAAGAGCCUGAAGACCAAUCAAACCACUCAAGUCACAAAGAAGAGAUCGCAAGCGGGGAGGUCGGGGAUAUUCAGCCUUCCUCCCCGCAGAAAUUUUUGGGCACUAUGAUUGACUUGGAAUCACCUUCUUCUGAAGCUGAGUCUGAAAUUUCUCCACUGUCGGACCAUCUUCCUCCAUUGCGUACAGCCUCCCGUUUGGCCCGCUUUUUCCCAGAGCUAUCUUCGCACUUCUCCGUUGUCUCCCCGGUCAGUGCAGAUUGCAAGAUGGACCGUCCGACGGGGCCCUCGGUUUUCGAGCGGGAACUAGAAGAACGGGUGCAGAAUUUAUAUCAAAGCUCUGCAGACGUGGCUCCUGAUCUCUAUAACCCUCCUGAUACACAUGGCUCUGUCGAUGCACAUGGCUCUCCCGAUUCACACAGCCCUACUGAUCCUCUGGAGAUUCCCCGCCUGUCUUCUGGGUCUGAGGAGACUUUGGAUUGUGCUUCAUCGUGCUAUAGUCGUCGCACAUCGGUGACCAGUGUUGGAACCACGUUCUGGGGAGAUGAUGGACGAUAUCCUUACAAGACGGCCGAUGCAUAUUCGAUCUUCUCCCCCGUUGCGGCCGGUGUCUUCGAUGACGCCAGUUCCAUCUGUUCCUCGCAGCCGUCCUCGGCAGUGGCCCCAUGCCACCUGCACGUGUCAAAACCCGCCUUCCCGACUCCAAUCUCCAAAAAGGUAUCCAUGAACGACCUCAAAAAUAAGCCCUUGCCACUGGAACCAUCCUUCGGUGAUAGUUCAGCCCCAAGCUACCGCAGCGAGUCCCCCCCUUUCGGUGGUUUCACCACACUUGAAGCCACAGCGAUCAACGCGAUGUUCCAAUAG
Molecule: messenger RNA, 1182 nt
Organism: Penicillium coprophilum
Lineage: Eukaryota; Fungi; Ascomycota; Eurotiomycetes; Eurotiales; Aspergillaceae
Exons: 1
Coding region: 1-1182 (393 amino acids)
Source: RefSeq, a predicted model, not a curated record